AUGCCCGCUCCGAGGCGGUUUGACAGCUCGAGCCUCCUCCCGCGCCCCCUCCACCCCGGGGCAGGGGUGCCAGCAGCCACGGUGACCUCUUCAGACGGCGACGGACUCUGCCGCUCGCCGCCAUCAACUCGCCUCGCCGGUCCCAUCGCGCUGCCGGAUACAUCUCCGCCACAUAUCGACACUGCACGUGCCGCUAGACCAGCUCGCACAAUCCCCAUACCACUUGCCUCGCCUUCCACCAGCCCGCCACCUCCGGACCCGGCUGUGUGUAUACACACACACACAGACGCCGUAAUGCACAAACAAACGGGCACAGAGAGUGAGUGCCUGGAGGCUUCGUCACUUUCAGAUACGGGCUGGUCUUGGCGGGGAGAAGGAAGUCAGUUGAUGGUUUUGGGCGGUGGCUGCGUCGUCGCCGAAAUCAGCCAAUCAGCGUGUCGUGACAGUCGAGCUUCGGUCGGCAAGUCGGUCGCUCUGAUUGGUCGAGGCCAUUGUCCGUGUAGUGCGCGCGGCGUCAGUUGCGCGCAGAGGCAACUAAUCGCGGGGCUCGUCUGCUCCGCCCUCACCGAGGCUAGCCGACACGGACCAAUAGGAAGCGGGCCGAACGACGUCGUUCACGGGCUCGCCAGCCUCGCCUAUUCGCAGGCGGUAACGUCCAUUUUACGUCGUCCGGACGGUUGCCUCGGGCGCUCAGGCUCAGCUGAGCGGCGCCGCAGAGCCCGGGAUGGUGUGGUCAGCAGCCUCAUGCAGGUUGUUUGUGUGCCCAAUGGUGCGUUGGCAGAAGACGAAGAAGGCAUUGUUGCCGGAGACGAUGAGCUUGCUGGAAUCCUUUAA
Molecule: messenger RNA, 834 nt
Organism: Protopolystoma xenopodis
Lineage: Eukaryota; Metazoa; Platyhelminthes; Monogenea; Polystomatidea; Polystomatidae
Source: the annotation of a GenBank genome assembly